UGUGUGUGUGUGUGUGAGAGAGAGAGAGAGAGAGAGAGAGAGAGAGCCUGGCUAACAAAGAUAAGGGACAUUCUCGGGAGGAUCCCGGUGUCACUGGUCGACAGAGACGGGCGGAGGACACGCAGGACACGCAGGACACACAGGACAGCCGGUGUCAGUGUGACAGGAUUAUAAACGUGAAUGACUCAGCAGCGUUUAUGCUCCACAGUUGACGGAGGACAGCGGCGGCGGCGGCGGCGGCGGCGUUUACCGUUCCACACAGGACUACAACACAAAGAAGAGGAAACAUCGAAACUGGCACUGAGGAUUUCUAUGAACAUGUAAAGCGUGUGUGGACUGAGGACAUUUCAAAGUGGAGACGACAGAAGAGACGGAGACACGCGCGCGCGCGGCACAGUGAAAGCUCCUCAUCUCAGUCAAUGUAAACAAACAGCUAUUCAAGCUAGCCCAAGUUAGCCGAUACUCGGGUUAGCUUUCCACUGCUAGUCCGUGCAGCUAGCGUCAACUAGUGGGUCAAAGCGAACGUAAACCCGACUGAAGUGUCAAUAUUUCGACUUGAAGUCGACAUUUAAAUCAAAUAUAGCACAGUUGAGCGAAUGACAGCUAUAUUUACUCCAUAAGUAUGCAGCUAGCCUCCAUGCUAACAUCGGCUAAAUGUGAUUUGCGUUAGCAUUUACAACCUAAUAACAUCACAAGAAGCAGGAUUCGCGUGAGUUGAACGUGGAUGAUGUUCGUGAAUAGCGACACAGUGUGUCUUUGUCCCACUUGAAGGGUCGGCGUAAAUGCAACAAUAGAGACAUCAUCUUGUCUCCAGCGUUAGAGCAGCUGAUUGGCUGAACAUAUGAGGACGUAGGGAUGAAGGAAAACAACUUCUUCUUGUUCUUUCUUGAAGAAGUGAUCGCAUCGCGGUAAAGUCUCUCAGCCUCGGUGUGUGUUGUUGUCCGUUCUCCUCUCAGCAUCUUCACUACACACAGCCACCACAGCUCAGUAUGGACUGGUUUGUUUCAUUGAUCUAGUUACUAGUUUAGUUUGACUUGAGUGUAGGGGGAGCCCAUCUGUUCCAGUCGUUUAUGGACACUUGUUCAAUUUAGAAUAGUUGUGAACAGUUUCCACCUUGUCAGGGUUUGUAUGGGAUUGUCUGUGUUGGAGUUCCCGGUUGUAAAUCACUCAGUCAGUCAAUAAGAACGGCUCUCAGCUGUGUUUUGGUUGCUCCCCUCCCCCAGUCCACAAGUCUUCUUUUCAAGAGUCCCUCGAUCCUCUGUCGACUGUUUGGACGACAAUAACAGGGGUGGGUUUUUUUUUAUCGUGGGCCCUCGAGCAGCUCAACAUUGGAUGUAAUGGAACUGAUGUUCGCCGAGUGGGAGGACGGGGAGAGGUUCUCAUUCGAAGACUCGGACCGGUUCGAGGAAGACUCUCUGUGCUCCUUCAUCUCAGAGGCCGAGAGCCUCUGUCAGAACUGGAGAGGAUGGAGGAAGCAGUCUGCUGGACCCAACUCACCCACUGUCAAAAUUAAAGAUGGUCAGGUCAUUCCCUUGGUGGAGUUGUCAGCUAAACAGGUGGCGUUCCACAUACCAUUCGAGGUGGUGGAGAAAGUCUAUCCCCCAGUCCCUGAACAACUCCAGCUACGCAUCGCCUACUGGAGUUUCCCUGAAAAUGAGGAAGACAUCAGGUUAUAUUCCUGCCUGGCCAAUGGGAGUCCAGAUGAAUUUCAACGUGGAGAGCAAUUGUACAGGAUCAGAGCUGUCAAAGACCCGCUUCAGAUCGGUUUCCACCUCAGUGCCACAGUGGUGACCAGUCAGGCCGGUCAGUCUAAAGGAGCCUACAACGUGGCUGUUAUGUUUGACCGCUGCCGCAUCACUUCCUGUAGUUGCACAUGUGGUGCAGGAGCCAAAUGGUGUGCCCACGUUGUAGCGCUGUGUCUCUUCAGGAUCCACAAUGCAUCAGCAGUGUGUCUUAGGGCUCCAGUCUCUGAGUCUUUAUCCAGACUGCAGAGGGACCAGCUCCAGAAGUUUGCCCAGUACCUCAUCAGUGAACUGCCUCAGCAGAUCCUGCCCACCGCUCAGCGGUUGCUGGAUGAGCUGUUGUCUUCUCAGUCCACUGCCAUCAACACUGUGUGUGGAGCUCCAGACCCCACCGCAGGCCCUUCAGCUUCUGACCAGAGCACUUGGUAUUUGGAUGAGUCGACUCUCAGUGACAACAUCAAAAAGACUCUACACAAGUUCUGUGGGCCGUCACCUGUUGUCUUCAGUGAUGUAAACUCCAUGUACCUGUCGUCCACGGAGCCGCCCGCGGCUGCCGAGUGGGCGUGUCUGCUGCGACCACUGAGGGGCCGUGAGCCAGAAGGCAUCUGGAACCUUUUGUCCAUCGUCAGGGAGAUGUUUAAGAGACGAGACAGCAACGCUGCACCGCUUCUGGAGAUCCUCACAGAGCAGUGUCUCACCUAUGAACAGAUCAUCAGCUGGUGGUACAGUGUCCGGACGUCAGCCUCCCACAGCAGUGCCAGCGGCCACACUGGACGCAGCAACGGCCAGUCAGAGGUGGCGGCUCAUGCCUGUGCCAGCAUGUGUGAUGAGAUGGUGGUGCUCUGGAGGCUGGCGGUGCUCGACCCGACCAUGAGCCCCUGCAGGCGUCUGGAGCUGGCUGUCCAGUUGAAGCAGUGGCAUCUCAAAGUCAUUGAAAUCGUGAAGCGGGGGCAACAUCGGAAAUCCUUGGAUAAACUGUUCCAGGGCUUCAAGCCUGCGGUCGAGUCCUGCUAUUUCAACUGGGAGGUUGCCUACCCACUGGAAGGCAUCACCUACUGUAGUGCCGAUAAGAAGAGCGCCAACUUCUGCUGGUCCAGAGCAGUGCAACAUCAACGAGGAGUCAAAGCUGCCGCAGGGGGGGGUGGAGACGCUGAGUCAGGGGGAGUAGGGAGAGCUGAAGGUGGAGAUUUUAAAGGAAGAGGCAGCAGUCACUUGUCCCAACAGGAGGUGGCAGUGCGACCCAAGGAGACCAUUCUGACCAAGAGGAAGGGGCUGUCUGUGAGCGGCGGCGGGGGGAUGCUGGUCCGUCUUGGGGGCAGCGUCUCUCUGUCCCUGGACGAUGGAGGUGUGAAGUGCAUGUACAAAGGGCCAGGCUCCUCCUCUGGAGGAAAGCUGAAACUGACUCCUGGAGGUAUAAAGGGUGCAUCUGUUGGAGGUGCUGCAGGAAGUGGAGGGUUAGGAGGCGGUAAGCACGCCAGCGUCAAGCGGAGAACCAGCAGUGAGGAUAGCUCCCUGGAGCCAGACAUGGCUGAGCUCAGUCUGGAUGAUGGCUGCAAUCUGGCUCUGGGCGCUGAGGCCAGCAACACUUUUGAGUUCCUCCCUCCGCCACCAGAGAUGGUGCCGUCUCCGAGCCCCCUGCUUCGAGACUCUCGCAAGUACAACAGCAGCAGCACGGGAGGCAAGAUCUUUGAUACCAAGUGCAUCGGCCUUACUGUGGCUGUACUUCCUGCUCCAGAGCCCACUCACCCCUGCUUCCCCUCCAAAGAGACGGUGGCAGGUGUUACGGACACGCCCAGUGCUGCAGAGAAGCAGGCGGAGGCGGAGGUGGAGUCUGUCCAGAACAAAGACGAAGAUGUGGACUCAGCUGACAGUAACCAUCCAUCUACCUCCAGCACAACAGCAAGAACAGGCACCGCUCCCGCAUCUGCAAAGGCACCGCACAGCCACAGAGAGGUGGUGGCUGCAGGAGCUCCAGGAGCUCCAGGAGCUCCAGGAGCUCCAGGAGCUGCAGGAGCUGCAGGAGCUGCAGGAGCUGCAGGAGCAGCGGCUGCAGGUAGACCAGCUGGAGGAGAAGCUGUGGGUGAGGACGACUAUCAAGCGUACUACCUGAGCGCUGCCUCAGAGGAGGGAGCAGAGCGUCAGCUGACUGACAACCAUCAGGAGGAGGAGCCAGACAUCUUUGCAGGAAUCAAACCUCUGGAGCAGGAAGGACGCAUGGAGGUUCUGUUUGCGUGUGCAGAGGCUCUUCACGCCCAUGGUUACAGUAACGAGGCGUGCCGGCUGGCCGUGGAGCUGGCCACUGACCUGUUGGCUAACCCUCCAGACCUGAAGGUGGAGCAGCCGCAGACCAAGGGGAAGAAGAGCAAGGUGUCGACCAGCCGUCAGACACAGGUGGCGACUAACACGCUGUCCAAAGCUGCUUUCCUCCUCACUGUCCUCAGUGAGAGACUGGAGCUGCACAACCUGGCCUUCAGCACCGGCAUGUUCUCUCUGGAACUCCAGAGACCACCGGCAUCCACCAAAGCUCUGGAGGUGAAGCUGGCCUAUCAGGAGUCAGAGGUGGUGUCUCUGUUGAAGAAGAUCCCUCUGGGUCUGGUGGAGAUGUCGGCCAUCAGAGAGAGAGCUGAGCAGCUGAGAGACGGAAACUUCUGUGAUUACAGACCGGUGCUGCCGCUCAUGUUGGCCAGCUUCAUCUUUGAUGUCCUGUGUACUCCAGUUUGUGCAGUGGUGUCCCCAACAGGGUCCCGUCCACCGAGCCGUAACCGCAACAACGAGAUGCCCGGUGAUGAAGAGCUGGGCUUCGAGGCAGCUGUUGCUGCAUUAGGCAUGAAGACGACGGUCAGCGAGGCAGAACAUCCUCUUCUCUGUGAGGGAACCAGGCGUGUGAAGGGUGACCUCGCUCUGGCCCUCAUGAUCACGUAUAAGGACGACCAGAGCAAGCUGAAGAAGAUACUUGAUAAGUUGUUGGACAGGGAGAGUCAGACCCACAAGCCUCAGACUCUUAGCUCCUUCUACUCCAGUAAGCCAGCAGCCGGCAGCCAGCGCAGCCCAUCCAAGCACACUGUCUCUGGCCACAGCGGGGUGGGCGGAGCUACAGGGGGAGUCUCCAAACACGCACCUUCAUCUUCCUCUUCAGUGCCCACUGUGACAGCCUCUUCCUCUGCUGUGACACUGGCUGCAGAAGAGGUCGCUCAUCAGGCCGAACUACAGCCAGUGCAAAGCAGCACAGCAGGGGAGAGCACUGCUGAGACCAGGGAGCAUGUAUCAGACGGGCCUCCCUCAUCCAGUGACCAGCAGAAUGAGACGGCUCCAUUUAAGCUGGAGGUCACUGUUCCCAGUCGACUAGCAUUGGGCGCACGCUGUGGUUACAGCCAACGCUGCUGGGGCUCACCUGUGCGACAGAAGAAGAAACACACUGGCAUGGCAAGUAUCGACAGCAGUGCUCCAGAAACCACCUCAGACAGUUCCCCCACCCUCAGCCGCCGCCCACUCCGGGGCGGCUGGGCCGCAGCAUCGUGGGGGCGGGGCCAGGACAGUGACAGCAUCAGCAGUUCAUCAUCAGAUUCGUUGGGCUCCUCCUCCUCCAGCGGCUCUCGUAGGGCAGGGGGCGGGGCCAGAGCGAAGAGCAAUGACACCAGCAGGUACAAAGGGCGGCGCCCAGAGUGCCACGCCCCCCACGUACCCAAUCAGCCGUCAGAGGCCGCAGCACAUUUUUACUUUGAGCUGGCCAAGACGGUGCUAAUCAAAGCUGGAGGAAACUCGUCCACCUCCAUUUUCACUCAGCCCUCAGCCAGUGGGGGCCACCAGGGGCCCCACAGGAACCUGCACCUGUGCGCCUUUGAAAUCGGCCUGUACGCCCUUGGACUACACAACUUUGUCUCUCCCAACUGGCUCUCCAGGACCUACUCCUCUCAUGUGUCCUGGAUCACUGGCCAGGCCAUGGAGAUUGGCAGUGCUGCUCUGAACAUCUUGGUUGAGUGCUGGGACGGUCACCUGACUCCUCCAGAGGUGGCGUCCUUAGCAGACCGAGCGUCGCGGGCCAGAGACCUUAACAUGGUGCGGGCGGCAGCAGAGCUGGCCCUGAGCUGUCUGCCCCACGCUCAUGCUCUGAAUCCUAAUGAGAUCCAGAGAGCACUGGUGCAGUGUAAAGAGCAGGACAACGUGAUGCUGGAGAAGGCCUGCAUGGCAGUAGAGGAAGCAGCUAAAGGAGGGGGCGUGUAUCCUGAGGUUCUGUUUGAAGUGGCUCAUCAGUGGUACUGGCUGUACGAGCAGUCUGUGGGCGGGGGCUCGGCCCAGCAGAGGGAGACGUCUGGACGCUGCGGGGCCAACGGGGGUUCUGGCAGGAGAUCGCAGGAAUCCACCUGCGUGGUGCUGGACGGCGGGGUCAACAUGGAGUCUCAGGGGACGGCGACGGUCACGGCCUCGGUCACUGCAGCGGCUGUGGUGCCCGUCAUCUCCGUGGGCUCCACCAUCUACCAGUCCCACGCCAUCGCAGGCCAGGCCAUGGCUCACCCUCACACCCAGGGCCUCCACCCCUACACCACCAUACAGGCCCACCUCCCCACUGUGUGCACCCCACAGUACCUGGGACACCCUCUGCAGCAUGUCCCCCGCCCCACUGUCUUUCCUGUGACUGGAGCUGCUUAUCCACAGGGAAUGCACCCAGCGUUUAUUGGGGCUCAGUUCCCGUUCUCCGUGGCCACUGGCCCACAGCCACCCAUGGCAGCCACAGCUGUGACCUUCCCUGGUGUCCCCGUCCCAUCCAUGACUCAAAUAGCCGUCCAUCCCUACCACACUGAGAGCGGCCUGCCGCUCAGCACCACUGUAGCAGUCGGCAGCGUCCAUGCGGGCCAGACCAUCCAGACCAUUCAGGGAGCGUCCAUGCCGUCCCUCUCCUCACAGCCCGGCUCCAUGGUCAGCACUCACACUUUCCUGGCAGAGGACGAGCAGCACAGUCAGCCGAUCAGCCAGCAGGGGCUGCACCACCUGCACUCGGCCUACAGAGUUGGCAUGCUGGCAUUAGAGAUGCUGGGUAGAAGAGCUCACAACGACCAUCCUAACAACUUCUCCAGGAGUCCUCCUUACACUGAAGAUGUGAAGUGGCUGCUGGGACUGGCCGCUCGCCUCGGAGUCAACUAUGUGUACCAGUUCUGUGUAGGAGCAGCAAAAGGUGUCCUCAGUCCGUUUGUCCUGCAGGAGAUCAUCAUGGAAGCUCUGCAGAGGCUAAACCCCGCCCACAUCCACGCCCACCUCCGGACACCUGCUUUCCAUCAGCUUGUCCAGCGCUGCCAACAGGCUUACCUGCAGUACAUCCACCACCGGCUCAUCCACCUGACACCUGCAGACUAUGACGACUUUGUCAACAUCAUCCGCAGCGCGAGAGGAGCGUUCUGUCUGACGCCUGUGGGCGUGAUGCAGUUUAACGACGUGCUGCAGAACCUGAAGAGAGGCAAACAGACCAAGGAGCUGUGGCAGCGCAUUUCCCUGGAAAUGGCAACCUUCUCACCCUGAUCCUGGUCCUGAUCCUGGUCCUGGUCCUGGUCCUGAGGCUGAGGCUCAGGCUGCCUCCAACACUGCUACUGCCACUACAUCUGCUGCUGUGUGGUUUCCCUGCAACACAACACAGCACAGAGACAGGACAAUCACCACAGAGACUUUUUAUAAACCUGCUCUCUUCUUCUUUUUCUUCUUCUUCUCUUUUCCACUGACUCCUCCUCACUUGUUCUUUUUUCUUGGUUCAUGUUGGUGUAACUGUGGAAAUUAAAAAGUGUACUCCUUC
Molecule: messenger RNA, 7521 nt
Organism: Solea senegalensis (Senegalese sole)
Lineage: Eukaryota; Metazoa; Chordata; Actinopteri; Pleuronectiformes; Soleidae
Gene: zswim8
Product: zinc finger, SWIM-type containing 8
Exons: 26
Coding region: 1338-7253 (1971 amino acids)
Cellular component (GO): Cul2-RING ubiquitin ligase complex
Molecular function (GO): zinc ion binding
Source: RefSeq, a predicted model, not a curated record